Messenger RNA from Ambispora leptoticha, 4208 nucleotides. NCBI's taxonomy places the organism in Eukaryota, Fungi, Glomeromycota, Glomeromycetes, Archaeosporales, Ambisporaceae. The record is from the annotation of a GenBank genome assembly.
AUGGACGACAAUCCUCUUAUUGAACUGUUCGAAGAUCUUGCGGACUCUGAAAACGAUGAAAAGAAACUGCACGCUUUAAUAAAAAGAUGCCACACUGCAUCGAGUCGUGAGCUUAAAGAUUUCGUCGAUGAACUGUCGGAACUGCUGUGCAAUUCUUUCGAUUCGUAUAUACCCACCUUGAAAACUUUCCUUUCCCAAUUAUUGGAAGAGUAUUCAAAGCGUCAUAUUUUGUUGUCUAAAUAUAAUAAUACUGCGCUUCAAAAUUUUCCUUCUCUUUUAACCGACUGCAUAAUCGUACAGAACCUUCCCCAAUGUGAUCUUUCGGGUUUUGGAGAAAUAUUUGACUGCUGUUUCGAGCUUCUAUGGCGAGCUCAAAACAAUAAGAUUGCCAUUCGAAUGACUAAAGAUUUCUUAAUCAAAAUCCUAGAUUGGGACGGUGUUCUGGGAAUUUUAGUAUCAGGAUCACAUGGUCGCAAUUGUCUUAAGCGCAUCUUGUCUGAAUUAAAUAUAGAUAAUAGGAUAGAAAAAGAAAAGUUGCUGAAGGCGGUGGAGAUGAUUGCGGCUAUUGUGGAACAAUGUUCCAGGCAUAAGGAUGUAUCACCUCGUCUAUCGGAGGCUUUUUCUGUAUACAAAGCUUGUAAUUCAUUAUUAGAUAAAUUCAAAAGUUACCAGAUUGCUGAGCAUUCAUUGCUACCAAUUCUGUGCGACGACGAUGAACGACACCUCUCGCUGUUGGGAAUGUCAGCGCCCCAAAGGUCAUCGGAUAUAUAUCAUUAUGUGCAAACGUUAAAACAGCGAAAAAUAGAUUUAUUUCAGAAAAAAGCACUCUUUCGUUUUUCUCCUGACAAAUACUCUUCACUCAUGGAGGAAGAAGAGCUAACAAAUAAUAGAGUAUUUAAACCACCGGAACGUAUUUUUCACCUUCCAUUUGAGUUUGAUGAGAAUGAUAAACUUGGAGCAUGGGAUAUCCUAAUAAGUGAAGACGCGAUAAAGGAUAUGUUGGAUUUAGAAUCACCUACGAAGAUCAAAGCUGUAAUGAAAAAGCUCGGGAAAAUAUCAUCCGGGAUCUGGGAUAAGCACGGGCUGAAGCUUCUAGAUCCAUCUCUUUCAAUUCCUGUUUAUGCAACAGAACUCGAUGAUCAUGGUGGCCUAAAAAUACUCUGGCAGGUUGACUACGGAUUUUCUGUUCGUAAUUAUAUGCUUAUGCAACUUGUGAAAGUUUGGGCUGUUACUACCAACAAAGAUCAAAUCGCUAAGCUGUUAGAAUACCUCAAGAUGCUCCAUCAAGUUUACACAGUUGAACAAAGUUCCCGUUGUGCUAUUCAGCGGAUUAGAAACGACAUGAUUUUACCAAAAAUCUUUGACGAAGAGAAGAUAAAAUCCACCGAAGACGAGCUUCACAUCUCUCAAAUGGAUGAUGAGAAGCUGCUAGAGAUUCACAAAAUGCUUGUUACUAAUAAAUUCAUUCCCUUAUCAAAAAAUCUGUUUAAGUCGCUGGUAAUGGGUGGUACCGAUUUUACUUUUCAGGUAUCAAAAGUGGAAUACGAAAUAAUCAACAAUCCCACCUCGGCUAUCAUAAUUGGUCGAUCAGGCACAGGCAAGACCACAUGCAUUGUGUACAGACUACUUGCCUCCUAUCUCAACAAUUCAAGUUAUUCAUUCUAUAAAACGCCUUUCUCUCACAAAAGACAAAUAUUCAUCACAGUGAGCCCCGUUCUAUGCCGUAGGGUAAAAGAAUACUUCUAUAGGCUGCGACAAUCGGCAGCGCUUGCUGAAACAAAAAUGUCGAUAGCUCAGUUCUAUGAAUACGCUAGAAAAAAAGAGGAGGAAAGUUGCAAUCCCGAUCUAACUGAUAACAAUAUGUUUGAAGAGAGAGACGACGAUAAGGUUUUAAGCGAUAUCCCAGACUCGUUUUCUCAACUGACAGAGGAACAUUUUCCAUUAUUUAUUACCUACAAAAAGUUCAUCGAAAUGCUUGAGGGGACAUAUGGAAUUGAUGUUCGAAAGAUCCAUCUAAAUCAAAAAUCAAAAAUAGAUGAAGAUGAUGAGGAUAUUUAUACUAAUGAAGAGAGUUUUCAACCACAACCUUCCUUUGCUAACAAAUCUAACAAAUCGUGGGCUCACUUUGUGGACUAUGAUGUUUUUAAGAAAAAGUAUUGCAAUCAUUUCAAUGAGAAUAAACUGGAUCCUGAACUAGUUUAUUCCGAGUUUUCCGUUAUUAAGGGGUCGAAUCCCAAAGGAGAGUAUUUAUCAAGAGAGGAUUAUCAGACUAUAAGUACCAAGAAAUAUCCUGCAUUUUGCCAUAACCGGGACAAAAUUUACGACUUAUUUCGGCGAUAUGAAAAGAUGAAGGCGCUUAAUGGUGAUUAUGAUUCGAUAGAUCGAACGCUAGCCAUUUUACAUUGUGCCACCAAAAAGGCACUUAGAAGUCCACACAUUCAUGAAAUAUACAUCGAUGAAUGCCAAGACAACCAGAUUGUGGAUUUUGGUCUUAUCUUGAAGAUCUUCAAUCGCGUUGACAAUAUUUUUUUAGCUGGAGAUAUAGCGCAAUGUAUAGCCAAGGGCUCUUCUUUCCGAUUUCAAGAUAUACGCGCCUUGAUGUAUGAAUGGGAACUCGAUCGAGUUCGAGUUAAUAAUACCCUCCGUGGUCCUAUAAAACCAAAUCAAUUCGAGCUAAACAUUAACUACCGUUCCCAUAAUGGGAUCCUUCGACUUGCUGCUUCAAUAAUUAAGCUUAUCCGUCGCUUCUUUCCUGAAUCAAUUGAUCAUUUAUCAAGUGAACGUGGCGAGGUUGGUGGUCCGCGGCCUAUAGUCUUUAAAGGUUUUAAAGCUGAAACCUUCCAUUUCAAUGUCUUUUCUGCCGGUGAGAAUACUGGAAAUUAUAUUGAAUUUGGAGCUGAACAGGUUAUUAUUGUACGUGAUGAAGAUUCUAAAUUGCGUGUUCAAAACUUAAUUGGAAAGGCUGGGUUGGUGAUGACCGUAUUUGAGGCGAAAGGAAUGGAAUUUUGUGACGUAUUGUUGUAUAAUUUUUUUACAGAUCCCCCUGGUCAAAAGUGGCGAGUAAUUCUUUCUGAAUUGAAAAACCAGCCCGAUGGAGUUCAGACCUUUUCUCAUGAAAAGCAUUACGUCCUUUCUUCUGAACUUAAGCAUCUCUAUGUCGCAGUUACCAGGGCACGGCAACAUAUUUGGAUUUUUGACGAGAAUAGUGAAUACAUCGAACCAAUCUGCAAAUACUGGGAGCAAGAAGGGCUGGUCAAAGUGAUCAGAAGUGAAGAUAAAAUCAGCACCUUCCCUACGUUGGCUAAAAAGAGCAAUUCAGCGGAAUGGAACCGAAAGGGAAGGAAGUUUUUUGAAUCGCGGCAGUAUGAACAGGCUAUUUUCUGUUUCGAGAAGAGUGAAAAUCAUGAAAGUCUCAAGUUAGCCAAUGCCUAUCGUCUUCAACAGAUAGCAAGGGCCUCCAUAAAUGAUUCCGAUCAGACUACCAUAAAUUCGAAUUUUAUUCGUGCAGCUGAUGCAUUUCGAAUGUGUUCUCGGCCGAUACAGGCGGCUUUAUGCUAUGAGGAUAUCAACAUGUAUGAAAAAGCUGCUAGCGUUUACGUUGAAUGUGAUAUGUUUGAUGAUGCCGCACGUUGUUAUCUUGAGGUUCCCGACUUUGGAAAUGCGGGGAAGUAUUUUGAAAAGGCGAAUAAGUAUACCGAUGCUGUUGUUGCUUAUAAAAAUGAUCGUGAUUAUAGAAAAGUCAUUGAUUUGAUGCAAAGUCACAGAGAAAAGAUUGACGAGAAAAUAUUUAACCGCAUUACACGUCUUGUUAAUAUCCAUUACCGCCGGAAGGAAGAUAAAGAAAUGAGCGAGAAAGCUCUAUCCGUUCUUCCAACUCAGGAGGAACAAAUAAAUCUUCUUCGAGACCAUGCUCCUGAAGAGCUUCAGGAGGUCUGCAAGAAAAGUGGACAAUUUCGUGCCGCUGCUGAAGACUUACGUUUUCGUGGAAAGUUCAAUGAAGCGAUUGAUACAUUCCUUCGAUCUGACAAUGAUGAGGAUAUCAUAGAGGCUUUACGAUGUUGCCUCUAUUUAUGUAGAGUCAAAGUAUUGAACAUAACAAUGAUAAAUUUCGGAAGAUUAAAUGAUUCUCCUGAAUAUCUAAAUGAUUUAAUUGAUUUAAAUGACAAACUUUCUAAGGCCACUAAUAUCAUUACGAAAGUCAAAUCACG